GAUUCGGAAAUUCUUCGUCUUUGAUCAUCUCUUUUGUCUCUGCGCUAGAACUCAGCGAGUUCUUCACGAACUCAUCGUCGACCCUACCACGGGGAACUCCAUCGGAUUCUGCUUUUAGUAAACCCUAAUCUUCCAUGUUUCAUUAUCGAAUUUUCUUUUCGCUCUUGAUAUUUCGAAUGAGAUUCCUGUUUUUGGUUUCAAUUAUUUGUGAUCCGGAUUUAAUUCUUUGCUGCCCUUGUGUUUGAUCCUUUGUUUUUUUUUUUUUUUUUUUCUUUUUGUCUAAUCGUUUGAUUCCCUUGGUAAUUUCGUUUUCACUGUGGUGGCUCGAUGGAUUGGUUGGUUUGGGUUAGGGUUUGUUUUGGAUUUGGGGAUCUGAUUAUUUGAAUGUGAUUUGGGCCUUUUUGCUUUUAGUUUCUGAUUUUGUGUAAUUGUUCAUGAGGAUGGUAGUUAAACUGGAUUAUGAUCAAAAUUUAAGGUAUCAGAAUGAGAAUCUAUAUCGGCUAAUUUUCCUUAUGCAGCCUGAAAUUCAGACUUCGUUUUGGUUUCACUUAUAAUUUCGUAGCAUGGGUAGAGGCUUUGAACUUGGUUUCUUUCUUAUGAAAGUUUGUCAUUCUUAGGAUUUGGGUUGGUGGCAUAGCAUAUGUACACGAUUCUAUUUCCUCUUUUGCUUAUGUCUUCUUGAACUUUGAUGGGAAAGGGGGUUUAAGGAUUACUUGGAGGGAAAAUCAGAUGGUUGAUGUUAAUAUAGUCGCCUCCUUUUCUUUUUUAUCUUUUUGCGGACAAUUCUCAUCUGGAUUUUGUUGCUCUUGCAUAUCUUUCAUGGCUCUUUUUUUUUUUUGACUCUUUUUUCCCCCGUGUAAUGGGGAUGUCAAGGGGGGUUGCCUUUGGAAUCCGAAGGAUGUCGUUAAGAAUUUUCCUUUGAAGGAUAGUGAUAUUGUCUGUUUUCACAUAUGCUUAACUUUUUGGCGAGGGAAGUUGUUUUUUGUUUUGCACGUUUUCUUCUUCCACUGUUGCUGGUUUUGGGUUUGUUGUUUUUAACACUUCGUUGGCAGGGUUUGUAUUAGAAAUAAAAUUGACCAGGAUUUAUGUGUUUGUUUGAUUUGAAUUUUCAAAUUUAGCACUAGAUAUGUUUUUUUAAUCGACAUGCCAAUAGCUGUUGAAUACAUUUUUAUUUUGUAGUUGCCUUUUCCUUUCAAAAUUGAGAUCUUGUAUUUAUAACCAUCAAAUUUCUUUUACGCUGCAUAAAUGCAGGUCAAGGACUUGUACAGACCUUGGCGUCUUGGAGAAGUUGCUAAUAGUUUUAGUCAAGGGUGUAGUCCACCAAUUACUACUACAGUUACAGUUCUUUGCUUUCAAUUAGUAGACCUGUGAUUUCGCUUUAAUAAAGCCAGAGUAAUCAUUCUGUAGAUUUGAAUUGGUAGCACAAAUAGAGACUGAGAAGCCUCCUGUAGGAAAUAUAAAAAGAGCUGCUUCUCUUGUGAUUUACCUAGUGCUCAAGAUGGCUGGUGUGAAACGAAGAAUUCAUAAUGAUUCAGAUAUCCUUGCUUUGCAUAAAGAAUUGGAUGAAGUCUCCUGCCCUAUCUGCAUGGACCACCCACAUAAUGCUGUUCUUCUACUUUGCAGCUCUCACCACAAGGGUUGCAAACCUUAUAUAUGUGACACAAGCCAUAGGCAUUCAAAUUGCUUUGACCAAUUCAAAAAAUUAAGAGAAGAAACUAGGAAGAGUCCACGCUUAACAAGUCCUUUACCUAUAAAUCCAUAUAGCUUUAGUAGUCCUACAAACAACCUGGGUCUGAGCAUUGAUUUGAAUGAAGUUGAUGAUAAUCAAAAUAUAAAUGAAAGGAACACUGUUGCAUCUGCUGGUUUACCUGUUGUAGUUUUAGGGGAUAAUGGAACUGAAAAUUCUAAUAGAACUUUAGACUCAAAUGAGGCUGGAGAUCUGGAUACUGCUGGUUCUGGGUCUAAUACUGAAAGGGAUGAGCAGGAAGGUUUGGGUGCUGGGAACUCAUCCGAGUACUCAGAUUUGAAGUGCCCCAUGUGCCGAGGAGCUGUGCUAGGCUGGGAAGUUAUAGAAGAAGCAAGAGAAUAUCUUAAUCUAAAGAAACGAAGCUGCUCCCGUGAAACUUGCUCAUUCUCUGGCAACUACCAGGAACUACGCAGGCAUGCUAGAAGAGUUCACCCGACGACCCGGCCUUCAGUCAUAGACCCAUCUAGAGAACGGGCAUGGAGACGCUUGGAGCGACAGAGAGAAGUUGGUGAUGUUGUUAGUGCCAUCCGCUCAGCCAUGCCUGGUGCCCUUGUGGUUGGAGACUAUGUAAUUGAAAAUGGAGAUGGUGGUAUGGUGGCAGCUGAAAGAGACAGUGGCACAGGUGAUGUCAAUGGGCCAUUGCUGACUAGUUUCUUUCUGUUUCAUAUGUUUGGAUCGGUUGAUGGUGCUCGAGAGCCAAGGCCACGUUCAAGGUCUUGGGUGAGGCAUCGACGCUCUGGAGGAGGAACACCCGUACCAGAGCGCCGGUUCCUUUGGGGUGAAAACCUUUUGGGAUUACAAGAAGAUGCAGAUGAGGAUUUCCGCAUAUACAUCGGAAUGGGCGAUGAUGCAUCACCACCUACGAGAAGGAGACGCGUAACGAGGCCUGAAUCUGAUGCAGAUCAACCAUGAGAGAAUUGAUCUUCUGUGGCGGGCAUCCCAGCAAUGAACCAUCCAUCCAUCCCAUCUUGUUGGGUCGUCUGGAACAUCAAGAAAUUUGUGCUUCCAAAGUCUCCAAGGGAGGCGUUUAGUUGGCCAUCAUCUUGAUGCAAAAUACACCGCCCAGCAAUUGGCUCUCAACAAGAAGCAAGAAGCAGCCGGAUAAGAGUAUUAAGCGUCAUCUUUUGGAAGUUCUCAGAUGGAAUCACAAUCCUUUAUUUUAUUCGAAUUUAAGUUCUAAAUGAUUGCAUAAUGUCCUUUUCCAAUCUUUGUAUAUAAAUGGGAUAAUGAUUUCAUUUGAUCAAUCUAGUGUGAUUGUGGUUUUAUUUAUA
Molecule: messenger RNA, 3018 nt
Organism: Cucurbita maxima (winter squash)
Lineage: Eukaryota; Viridiplantae; Streptophyta; Magnoliopsida; Cucurbitales; Cucurbitaceae
Exons: 3
Coding region: 1499-2659 (386 amino acids)
Source: RefSeq, a predicted model, not a curated record